Molecule: messenger RNA, 1478 nt
Organism: Panthera uncia (snow leopard)
Lineage: Eukaryota; Metazoa; Chordata; Mammalia; Carnivora; Felidae
Gene: MOGAT2
Product: monoacylglycerol O-acyltransferase 2
Exons: 6
Coding region: 1-1005 (334 amino acids)
Biological process (GO): diacylglycerol biosynthetic process; triglyceride biosynthetic process
Cellular component (GO): endoplasmic reticulum membrane
Molecular function (GO): diacylglycerol O-acyltransferase activity; 2-acylglycerol O-acyltransferase activity
Source: RefSeq, a predicted model, not a curated record
AUGGUGGAGUUUGCACCCCUGUUCGUGCCAUGGGAGCGCCGGCUGCAGACCUUCAUGGUCGUGCAGUGGGUCUUCUCCUUCCUGGCCCUGGCCCAGAUCUGUGUUGUCAUCUUCGUGGGCCUCCUGUUCACAAGAUUCUGGUUGUUCAGUGUCCUGUAUGCGACCUGGUGGUACCUGGACCGAGAAAAGCCACGGCAGGGGGGCAGGCCCUUCCAAGCAAUAAGGCGCUGCUUCUUGUGGAAGUACAUGAGGGACUAUUUCCCUGUCUCGCUGGUCAAGACCGCCGAGCUGGACCCCUCCCGGAACUACCUUGCCGGCUUCCACCCCCACGGGGUCCUGGCUGCUGGAGCCUUUGUCAACCUGUGCACCGAGAGCACAGGCUUCCCUUCGCUCUUCCCUGGCAUCCGCCCCCAUCUGAUGAUGCUGACCCUGUGGUUCCGGGUCCCCUUCUUCAGGGAUUACAUCAUGUCGGGGGGGCUGGUCACAUCAGACAAGGAGAGCGCUGCUCACAUUCUCAACAGGAAAGAAGGUGGCAAUCUGCUGGCCAUCAUCAUAGGGGGUGCCCAGGAGGCACUGAAUGCCAGGCCCGGGGCCUACACGCUGUUGUUGCGGAACCGCAAGGGCUUCGUCAGACUCGCCCUGAUGCACGGGGCUGCUCUCGUGCCGAUCUUCUCCUUCGGGGAGAAUGAAUUAUUUGACCAGGUCGAGAAUUCUCCUGGCUCCUGGUUGCGCUGCAUCCAGGACCGGCUGCAGAAGAUCAUGGGUAUCUCCCUCCCGCUCUUCCAUGGCCGUGGCGUCUUCCAGUACAGCUUUGGUCUUAUACCCUACCGCCAGCCCAUCACCACCGUGGUGGGAAAGCCCAUAGAGGUGCAGAAGACGCUGCAUCCCUCGCAGGAGGAGGUGGACAAGCUUCACCGGCGCUACAUCAAGGAGCUGUGUGACCUCUUCGAAGCCCACAAGCUCAAGUACAACGUCCCCGUGGACCAGCACUUGGAGUUCUGCUGAGGGCCUCCCCAGAGGCCAGGGCUGGCGUUAGGGAGCCCAGCUGGAGGUGCUGUGAUCUGAGAAGGCUUCCUGGAGGUGUCCGUUGAGUACACGGUCACAGCCUUCCCAAACUUCUGCAAAUCCAACCAUGCCAGGCCCUAAGUCCAGCUGCCAGUUCGGGCGUCGCUGGUUUGCACUCCCGCUGCCAAGCCGCAGCGAGCCUCCCUCUCCUUGGCCUCCUCCUCUGUGAAUGGGAGAGAGGGCUGGAAGAGAGUGAUUUCUGAGGUCUCUAUCCCCGGUUAUAAUGUCACUCAAUAGGCAGAGAAAGAGAACGGCAACCAGGUUUUCCUUCCUCUACCUUGAGUAACAGCACAAAAGAAGCCCCAGGCUCCAGCCCCGUCUCCUACAGGGUCCCUCAUCCCGCACCCUACAUGUUCCGUCUCCUCCCUCCCUGAGCCAGAGAGGAGGAGGUGGCCUUGAGGCCUCCGCACUCA